Seriola dumerili (greater amberjack) is the source of this 4485-nucleotide messenger RNA. RefSeq names its product enhancer of mRNA-decapping protein 3-like (gene edc3). Lineage: Eukaryota; Metazoa; Chordata; Actinopteri; Carangiformes; Carangidae. The record is from RefSeq and is a predicted model, not a curated record. Gene Ontology annotation, cellular component: P-body. The transcript has 6 exons. The coding region runs from base 360 to 1796 and encodes 478 amino acids. Gene Ontology annotation, molecular function: mRNA binding. Gene Ontology annotation, biological process: P-body assembly; deadenylation-independent decapping of nuclear-transcribed mRNA.
UUUGGCCAUUCAAGAAGCUAGGAAGCUAAGAAGCUAACAGUUUAAUAAAGCAACAAAUAUACUUUCAGCACUUAAUAUUACAGUUUAUUCAUCUGUGUUCUUAAGGAGUUUGAUUCGCAUCAAUCCCGAAGAGGUACAACACGUUGACCCCAGGUUUUAGGUCUUUAAUUAGAUAGAGCGUUUGCGUCUAAUUUAGCUGGAUAACAGGCCGACGCUAACGCCAGUCGGUUAGCACAGCUAUUCGUUAACAUCGAGCAGUUAGUAUUUCUGAUGUCCUACUGUCAGAAAGUUAUCUUAUUGAUUUGCUGCUCUGACAAAAAUUGUUAAUUAAAACUUCUGCUUUGCAAUAUCGUACAGAUAUGGCUGCGGAUUGGUUGGGUAGUUUGGUGUCAAUUAACUGUGGGCCAACACUGGGAGUCUAUCAAGGAGAGGUAUCAUCUGUGGACCAGUCCAGCCAAACCAUCUCCUUAAGACAACCUUUCCAUAAUGGAAUCAAGUGUCCUGUCCCCGAGGUCACAUUCAGUGCCAUUGACAUAAAGGAACUAAAGAUUUUAGAUAUCAAAAAUGGCAAUGCAAGGAACAGCUCCUCUGUAUCUACCAAGGUAAGCAGUGCUCCAGUUGCAGUCCCAAAAGGUGACCCCAGGUCUGUGGAGAAGGUAAACUCCCCUCAACACUGCUCUAAAAGCUAUGGAGAGCGUCAUCUGGAUGUUCCUGGCCAGCCUAAAGGUUUUCGUCGAAGACACAACUCCUGGUCAUCUAGUAGUCGAGGGGCAAACCAAGUGACACCGAAAAAGAAUGGGGUGAAGAAUGGUCAGAUGAAACACAGAGAUGAUGAGUGUUUUGGGGAUGGCGUGGAUGAUGGCCUGGACACAGACUUUGAUUUUGAAGGAAAUUUGGCUCUUUUUGACAAAGCAGCAGUUUUCUCAGAGAUCGACAUAUCGGAGCGCCGUAACGGUGCAAGGUCACGUGGGACACCACAAGAGCAGACACCUUCACGUUACCGUCACGAUGAGAACAUUCUGGAGGCCAAACCUAUUGUGUACAGACAGAUUACUGUACCACAGCCUGGAGCCAAAGAAUACUGCACUGACUCUGGGCUUGUUGUGCCCAGUAUAUCCUAUGAACUACACAAGCGUCUGUUGACGGUUGCUGAGCGUCAUGGUCUCUCACUGGAGCGAAGACUUGAAAUGACUGGAGUGUGUGCCAGUCAGAUGGCACUUACAUUGCUGGGUGGGCCCAACAGAUUCACUCCAAAAAAUUUACACCAGCGUCCCACAGUGGCACUUCUGUGUGGCCCUCAUGUUCAGGGGGCUCAGGGCAUCAGCUGUGGUCGGCACCUGUCCAAUCAUGAAGUGGAGGUCAUCCUGUUUCUGCCCAAUUUUGUCAAGAUGCUCGACUCUGUCACCAGCGAGCUCACACUUUUCAACAAAACGGGGGGCAAACAGGUGUCAAGUAUCAAAGACCUUCCAGACACCCCAGUGGACCUAAUCAUUAACUGCCUGGACUGCCACGAGAACACAUUCCUAAUGGAUCAGCCUUGGUAUCGAGCAGCUGCAGAUUGGGCUAACCAGAACCGAGCACCAGUGCUCAGCUUAGACCCUCCUGUUAGUGGACAGGGUCAAGCAGUUGAAGCGAAGUGGUCCCUCUCUCUUUGCCUCCCGCUUCCCCUGGCUGAGGGAGCUGGCAGGGUUUACCUGUGUGACAUAGGUGUUCCUCGCCAGGUGUUCCAGGAAGUUGGAAUCAAGUACCAUUCUCCCUUUGGGUGCAAGUUUGUCAUCCCCCUGCACUCUGCAUAAAGGAACUAAUGGUUAACAUGACAGUUGAAUCUUUCACCAUCCUUGACCGUUUGGGUUUGGGCGCCUUAUAUUAGAGAGCUUCAGCUUUCAGUUCAUCCCUUAAGUUUCUUACUCAUCAACAUGCGAAAGGGACUUUUCCCUCACACGGAAGGACCACUGUUUGGUAUGUUAGUCCGUUCUACAAGGACUAAAUGUAUAUGAAUGGAGAAGGAAAACGUCUUCAAACCUUUUUCUUUAUUGAAAAAAUAGAUAGGCUUCAGCAAUUAUAUAGAUAACAUUGUGUUUACAUGAUAUAACAAGAUAUUUUGAAAAUAGGCUAUUCAAAAAUACGUUCAGUUUUAAAUUGAAUAGGACAAUCUCUGACUUAAAGAGGAAAACUUCUGAAUGUCAUUGUAAUCUAACGUCAUUCAAAAGCCAUGUUGUGAAUAAACACAGAUCCACCAUCGAAUACAUGCAAAUACAAUGUUAUUACAUUAAUCUCGAUGAGACAACAGAAAAAUGACACUGGUGUUAGCAUUACUAAUGGCUUCGCUUACAGCCUUCCAUACUUUGUAGCACUUGUUAAUGUUGUCUGACGCUUUAUUAAGAUAAACCAGAAAUUUAAUCGGAGCAAAUGUGGAAUAUUUGUCAUUUAUAUGAGUGAUGAUGUUGUCAAACUAAACCAGUGUUGAAUGGGGCAGCUACUGAAGAGAAUCCAGAUGUCAGAAGUUUUGUUUGUUCAUGGUAAAUAAGGCUGUGGUAUAAUAUGCCACAGCCUGCAAAACCUCUAGCAAUUUUCCCAUCAAGUGAUGAUUUGGGGAAAGAUGUUAACAAAAAUUUUAGUUAGACUAUGAGCUGAAGGACCAUACCAUUGUCUUUGGAAGUUUCAGGUCCUUAACUACAGAUCAUGUAUCUUUAACAUUUCUACUGAUAAUAUUCAAAUUCAGGCAAUUUCAUUUUUAAUGUAUUUUUCAGUUAUAUAUAGUUAUUGGUUUCAUUCAUUACUGUACAGUAUAAAAAUUAACAGACUCAAAGUCUAUAUUAUGUAAUCCUCCACAGUUAACAUGAAGUCUCCUGUUACACUAACAAGAAUUAAUGCAGACUUGGAGUUUUCUAAAAGAUUUUCAUAUUAGACAGAAAUGAAUAGAAGCCAAUGGAUGCCUGGAACAGUAAAAAAAAAAAAAAACACAUCUAAAUUUCAAAGACAUAGUAGCAUGGUUUGCAGAUGGUUAUUUGUGAUGUUAAAUGUAAAUGAUUUGUGAUUAGUGGGCUCAGAACCACUGGUACGGUCCUUUAAGUUUCAAACUACGUGAUCGUGUGAAUUUCAACCUUUCAGGUCAGAAUGUCAUUUUUUUUGAUGAAAGUUGUGUUGGCUGAAAAAAAAAGAUUAACAUUUUCUAAAGUAUAAUUACUCUGUAUGUGGGAUUGAAAUGAUUUUUUUUGGGUGAAUUGUCUUGAUCUGACCUCACAAAAAAUUAUCAAGAUGCACCGUCCUGCACUGAGUACCUGCUAUGUACCAAUUAGAUUGGGUCUUUGUGAUGAGACAUUGUUGAGAAAGUUUUUCAGUUUCAGUCUGACCAGGAGAAUGCCUGUUUAUGUAUUUGACUAUUACUGGUAUUGACCGUAAAAACUAAAGCAUAGACUGUGAAAUACUCAAUGAAUUUAAGAGAAGAGCUGCUCGUUUUGUGCUGCUUUUUGAGACCUUGAUAAAGGGGUCAGAGGCAUCUGAAAUGCCAGAUCUUUUUGACAAUGUAAGUCAAACCCUUGACAGUUUUUUUUCUUUUUUUUUCCAAGAGGGGGUAGUUGUGUUAAGUUCACAGACCUUUAUUGGACAUGCAACUUUCAAACCUCAACAUUUGCUUAAUUCUGAGGUGAGUCCUGUAUCACUGAGGUCAGUGUAGUCUAGAAAAGGCUGAUUUCAAAGAGUACACACUUACUACAAGGAGGCUACAAAUCCAGUACUCUUUAGUACAUGGUGUUAGGUGUGGUAUUAUGUCCUCACCUGAUACCACGCAUUGAUAAUAUCUCAGGAGGAUUAAAAAUGCUUGCAUUACAUUUGUUGUGUUGUAUUGUCUCUGUGCACACUAGUCCGCACAGGGUUUGUGUGCUGAUUCAGUGAAAGUUACUGUCGUGCACAAAUGUUUUGUCCUUUCUCCAACAUUCCUCCAGCCUGAUGUGUUAUGUCACAUCUGUUGAGACAAGUCUGGCUCGGAAACGUCAGACAGUGUUACUGAAUGUGAAGAUGAGCUUUGUCUCUCUUUGGCCGCCAGGGGGCCAUGAAAUCACAUGUUUUGGUGGCUCUUCCUUAUUGUGCUGUAAUGGCAGCUUUAUGUACUUAAUACCAUUUCCUGCACCAAUAGUGUUAUUUCUUAACGAAUUGCGAACAGUCAGAAACCGUUUGGUAUAAACCCUUUUGACAGGAAAACACCUGUGUGGAAGUGUUUAAAAGGUUAUCCUUCCUGAGAUAGAUUUAAAUUAGUUUCAAAUUGUCUGACCCGCAGAGGAGGUCUAGUCCAUGGAAGGUCCGUUUUGCAAUUCAGUAAAAACCGCAUUAAAUGAACGAGCCAGUGGGAGGUUUUAUGUAGACAGGACAACUGUUUCCUUUUGGGAUCGAAGUUCACUGUCAAGGCUCUUGUGCAAAAAUACUGUGCAGUCCUCUUGUGUCUUAUGUGCAGGUUGAAACAAUAAAAAAAAAUUCCCACUGAGCUUU